AUUGACGUCGACUUUUAUCUGACGAGAGAAUCGCGACUGACGCAUCAUUUUCAUUCCUGUCUGUAAACAACAAACACGGACGAAAGUUAUUAUGCCUCAACUAAUAACUUAUGAUCACGUCAAUACUGAACUACACAGCAGCCUCUGAUCUGAGAUCCUCAGCAGUUAAAGGCAGAUAGUAGUUCUAUGUGUAAGUGUGAGUGUAAACUGAAGGAGUUGUGUCCCGCAGAGGUUUAAUCCAGAAUGCUGGAGACUGUGACUCAUGGGGGAAGUUCGCUCCAUUUUGCCAACACCAGUGUGUUUCCCACCGUGGACAACAGCUCUGACUUCAACCCUGACCAUGAGCACAACAUCACCAAACCACACAAAUGCCUGCAGAUCCUGUACGAUGACAUCGGACACUCCAGGGUUCGUUACUGGGACGUGAUGCUGCUCGUCCCAAACGUGGCCUUCCUCUUCUUCCUGAUCUGGAAGCUCCCUUCUGCUCGUGCUAAGAUCCGUCUGACCUCCAGCCCCAUAUUCGUGGCCUUUUAUAUCCUGGUGUUCGUGGUGGCGGCUGUAGGAAUCACUCGUGCCAUCGUCUCCAUGACCGUCAGCACAUCCAGCGCCGCCACACUCAUAGACAAGGUGCUUUGGGAAAUUACACGCUUCUUUUUAUUGGCUAUUGAGCUCAGCGUCAUCAUACUCGGACUGGCUUUUGGUCAUCUGGAGAGCAAGUCCAGCAUCAAGCGUGUGUUGGCCAUCACUGCGGUCCUGGCUCUGGGAUACUCCAUCACACAGGGGACUCUAGAGAUCCGUUUCCCGGACAAACAUCUCUCCGCUAAAGACUUCAACAUCUACGGUCACGGCGGGAGACACUUCUGGUUGGCCAGCUCCUGUUUCUUUUUCUUGGUGUAUUCCCUGAUAGUCAUCCUUCCUAAAACUCCAGUCAGGGAGCGGAUCUCGUUGCCAUCCAAGAGAGGUUUUUACGUGUACGCUGCAAUCCUGUCGCUGCUGAAUCUGGUUCAGGGUUUGGGAAGCGCUCUGCUGUGUGCCGACAUCAUCGAAGGCCUGUGCUGUGUGGAUGUGACCACAUUCCUGUACUUUUCCGUCUUUGCUCCUCUGAUCUACGUGACGUUCCUCAAAGGAUUCUUCGGUUCGGAGCCCAAGAUCCUCUUCUCCUACAAGUCCCAAAUCGAUGAGCCGGAAGACUCGGAUGUUCAUCUUCCCAACACCUCGUCCUCGGGCCUGGGCCGGAAGGAUCUGGACCACGGCUCGUACUCCAGCACACAGAUCGACGGCUCCGGAUCGUAUCUGGACGACGUGGUGUCGGGGCCCUACAGCGGAGCACACAGCAUCAACAGCAUCGACUCGGACCGCUGGAGGGCCCUCAACGCCUGAACACACACACACACACACACACACACACUUGAGCUCAGUCUGUCAUGUGCGGCCAUGAAUCUCACAUUCCUUGUAAAACACCAGUGCUCUUAAUUCUACAUCCGUGCACUCGGAGCUGAACCCAGGGCAGGUUUAUUGGACUUUGUGAUGUGUGUAAUCCAAUAGAUUUCUGCUGAAACCGUAAACAAUCGCUGUUAGCUUAUCUCUAGGUGAUUUCAGACUAGUUUCUGAGUUAUGCUACUGAUACCGGCGAAACGUUUGCUUCUAUUUUGACGCUUGUGUAUAUUUUGCACUGAUUUGGCUCAUUUGCUUUGCUAAUUUGAAAGCUUAGGGGUGCUGAAAUACUUUCAUGUGGACCGAGCGUACAUCUAGACAUCCGUAAAAGUAUUUAUUUCUUAGUGCUAUGUCGUAGGUUUGAAAGUAUGAUUUUUUUUUUUGGAUUUUUAUUUAUUUUUAGUUAUCUGAUGAAUUUUAGGCUUGGGCUCAGUUCUUAAAGUGACCGCUUAUAUUGCGAUCUUGACCUUUGUCCAUCUUUCUUAUUGAUAAUGAAAAUGGAACCGGCUCAAGUCAGGUUUGUCGUAAUGUCGUGAAGAAAAAGGACCAAACUUGCAAAAAGCAUUUGAACUGCUUUGUUUUAUUUGAUGUUGAAGUUAAUUACAACACAACUAUUUUUGGUGCACAGAAAAAAAGAAAAUCUAUUAAAUUUGGCCUGAGUAAAAUGCUUGUUUCUUAUUGCUUAUUUCUCUCAUUGCUCUUUAAAUAUGAGUUGAACAUGAAGAGAUGUUUCAUUAUUAAACUGUUCCUGUGUAGAGAUGUGUGUGAAUGCUUUGCUAUGGUUUUAUGAACAGUGGAUUUUAAGUCUAAUUAAUUGUGGAGUUUUAAUUUGAAUUAAUUUAACGCCACUGUAAAUUAGUUGUGAUAUAAUCUGAAAUGCAAUGCAAAAUUUUUAUUUUGCUCAUAA
This is a messenger RNA of Carassius auratus (goldfish), 2341 nucleotides long. Its product is annotated as transmembrane protein adipocyte-associated 1 homolog. The transcript is spliced from 11 exons. Bases 244 to 1380 code for a protein of 378 amino acids. Lineage: Eukaryota; Metazoa; Chordata; Actinopteri; Cypriniformes; Cyprinidae. Gene Ontology annotation, molecular function: G protein-coupled receptor activity. The record is from RefSeq and is a predicted model, not a curated record. Gene Ontology annotation, cellular component: plasma membrane. Gene Ontology annotation, biological process: G protein-coupled receptor signaling pathway.